Messenger RNA from Acaulospora colombiana, 582 nucleotides. NCBI's taxonomy places the organism in Eukaryota, Fungi, Glomeromycota, Glomeromycetes, Diversisporales, Acaulosporaceae. The record is from the annotation of a GenBank genome assembly.
CCAUCAGUCCGUAUACAUACUGCGACUCCGAUACCUAUCCGGGACUACACUUCGAUUUCUAUCAAUUUGUACCCCCGGACUAUCAGGACUGGUUCCGUUGUCGACUAGUAUGUCGUACAUGGAAAGAGAUCCUAGGACCCUAUCCCCAUCGCACACUCCCCGACAAAACCGAUAUCACCUCUCACACGAAUACGAGGGGAAUUACGAGCAUGUAUCUUAAGCGCUAUGGCAUCUUGUUCGAAAUUCCUCUAGAACAAUACAAAGAACUGGUGGGCCAACUCACCGUGCUUCGCAUCCAACAAUUUUCCGGCUGGACUCCACCGCCUAAUUCUGGGCACCCAGCUGGAUCGAUCAAGUUCAGGAAUGUUCGCUUCCUGAGUAUCUCUGGGUCUGACACCCGGCCAGACUUUUGGCCAGGUUUAGCUGAAGCUUGUCCUAACCUUGUUUCACUGGCCAUCCGGGAGGUCCUAGGAUCUCUUUCCAUGUACGACAUACUAGUCGACAACGGAACCAGUCCUGAUAGUCCGGGGGUACAAAUUGAUAGAAAUCGAAGUGUAGUCCCGGAUAGGUAUCGGAGUCGCA